Molecule: messenger RNA, 12651 nt
Organism: Pelmatolapia mariae (spotted tilapia)
Lineage: Eukaryota; Metazoa; Chordata; Actinopteri; Cichliformes; Cichlidae
Gene: cacna1aa
Product: calcium channel, voltage-dependent, P/Q type, alpha 1A subunit, a
Exons: 49
Coding region: 1581-9086 (2501 amino acids)
Biological process (GO): calcium ion import across plasma membrane; chemical synaptic transmission
Cellular component (GO): neuronal cell body; membrane; voltage-gated calcium channel complex
Molecular function (GO): high voltage-gated calcium channel activity
Source: RefSeq, a predicted model, not a curated record
GGACAGGGCUAUGUAGCCCGAAUCACCUUAAAAGAAACAGGCGGGUAGGCGAUGCCUCCAUCCCUGACACAGGUCUGGAAGUUGGACGCGCUGCGUGCGUCAUGUGCUCUGGCUGCAGAACUGAGCAGACUCCCAUUCUAGUUCUCACAAGCUGAGAGACACCGCGAGGAGCGAUUUAUUUCAUUUAUAGACAGACUCGGGCCCGAAUCCCAGGGAAACAGUCAGUCCCCUCCCUUUCAUCCUGUCACCAUCCAUUCACCGAUCCAUCGAUCCAUCCUGUCCGUUCGUCCCUCUCUCCCUCCCCUUGGGGGCUGCCGGACGAGCAGAGAAGAGAAGAGGCCGUGAGGAACGGACUACUCCAAUGAGAGAGAGAGAGGGAGAGAGCGAGAGGUACGAAGGACGCUCUGCCAGGACAUUUGAGCUCAUCGGUGCGGACGAAGGUAGACUUUUUUCUUUAAAGGCGGGAAUGGUGAUGGACUUUCGUACUGCUACACCUAGAAUGGCCAAACCAAGAUCAUGAGAGGGUGUAAAGCGGCGGAGAAGCGACCGUCUUACCCUUGUCUUUGACGCCGUCGCUCGCGUGUCCCUUGCUCGGCUUCUGGAUGGCCACGCAGGUGAGGGAUAGAAGAUGAUGGGUGCUGAUGAAAUCGUUUGAGAAAAUUAUUCCACCUAAGCUACGGAGUAAGACAGCAUUGACACCGAUGAUUCACGGAAAAACGGUAUUUGUUCUGUCUCAUUUCUGCCUUCUGAAAUUUCACAUUCUGAAAUAAGGCUCGUGAAUAGCAAAUGUCACAUUUUUCCGGUCCAAAGGUUUGUCGGAGUGUACUGGUAAAACAACUGUAAGGUGGCUGGAGCCACGUUAUUACCACACACUGUACCAAACAUUGCGGAUGUUUCAGAAAUAAAUAAAUAAUAGUAGCUUUUCCAUUUCAAUGCCUUUAAGUCUGUGGAAACGCGACUAUUUCCAAAAUGCCGACCUGAACGCCAGUGACUGUCGUGGAUAGCUGUAAGCUGUUUUAUUAUUUAUUUAUUUAUUUUUAUUUUAACAAUCUUAUUUAUCGAGGCCUGUGUUAUACUCGGUGCGUUAACGUUGUCAGAGCAAAGACAUGAAACGUCCAGCAAGGUGCAGGAAGCUCGGGUGCGCUCUGAGGCAGGCAUGUACCGUAGGCAACAUGAAACAUUCAUGUUAACUCGCUACAGUCUCACCAUGAUUUCAUGUUGGGUGCGAACCCUGCUGUAUAUGGACAUAAGAGUGGACAAAGACUGAGAAACCCCACAGCACUACCCUACAGUGCAACCAGUCAGCCAACCGACCACACAUUUAAUUUCCUCACACCCACAAUUGGCCGUUGGCAGAGACGCACAGAAAAGGAGACAGUACAUGGGCGUCCUCGUCUGCUAAAACCAAGAGCUGCAAAACUGCUCGCCGGGUGCAGGUGUUCAGCAUAAGCUUACAAGACAACCCGUUGUGCAUAUGAGACGUUCUGAUCCAGAUGGGAUGUAAUGUUGUGUGGUUGCACAGCUGAGCAUUGGUCUCCUUCUCCGCUGCUUCGUGAAGAUUGGCUUUUGGUGUCCAGAGAAUGGCGCGGUUCGGAGACGAGGUACCAGCCAGGUAUGGCGGUGGGCCUGGCGGAGGAGGCCCGGGAGGCCGGGGUGGUAGCAGGCAAGGAGGACCCCAUGGACACGGCCACGGACACGGUCAUGGGCAUGGCCACGGGCAUGGCCACGGCCCACCUGGAGGGCCCGGGGCCCAGAGAAUGUAUAAGCAGUCUAUGGCGCAGAGAGCCCGGACAAUGGCACUGUAUAACCCCAUCCCCGUACGCCAGAACUGUUUCACUGUCAACCGUUCGCUGUUCAUUUUCAGCGAGGACAACUUCGUGAGAAAAUACGCCAAAAAGAUCACCGAAUGGCCUCCAUUUGAGUGGAUGAUUCUAGCCACCAUCAUUGCCAACUGCAUUGUCCUGGCUCUGGAACAACAUUUGCCUGAUGGGGACAAGACGCCGCUCUCAGAACGCCUGGAUGAUACAGAGCCGUAUUUCAUAGGAAUCUUCUGUUUUGAGUCGGGAAUAAAGAUCCUGGCGCUUGGUUUUGCCUUCCACAAGAACUCUUACCUGAGAAACGGAUGGAACGUGAUGGACUUUGUCGUAGUGCUCACAGGAAUUCUAUCCACUGUGGGCUCACAAUUCGACUUGCGGACACUCAGGGCUGUGCGAGUAUUGAGGCCUCUCAAACUGGUGUCCGGUAUUCCCAGCUUACAGGUGGUGCUCAAAUCCAUCAUGAAGGCCAUGAUUCCUCUGCUGCAAAUUGGCCUGCUGCUCUUCUUUGCCAUCCUCAUGUUCGCCAUCAUCGGCCUUGAGUUCUACAUGGGCAAAUUCCACAAAACCUGCUUCGACAACAUAACAAAAGAGAUCCGGGAAGAGUUUCCAUGUGGGGUAGAGCCUCCAUCUCGGCUGUGUCCAGGGGACACCGUUUGUAGAGAGUACUGGCUGGGACCAAACUACGGCAUCACCCAGUUUGACAACAUCCUGUUUGCUAUUCUCACCGUUUUCCAGUGUAUCACCAUGGAGGGCUGGACUGACCUGCUCUACUAUAGCAACGAUGCCUCAGGGAGUGCAUGGAACUGGAUGUACUUCAUCCCCCUCAUCAUCAUCGGCUCUUUCUUUAUGCUCAACCUGGUGCUGGGUGUGUUGUCGGGCGAGUUCGCCAAAGAGAGAGAGCGUGUGGAGAACAGGAGUGAGUUUCUGAAGCUCCGAAGACAGCAGCAGAUUGAAAGGGAACUUAACGGUUACCUGGAGUGGAUCUGUAAAGCUGAAGAGGUCAUCUUGGCGGAUGAUGAGAAUGAAAAUGAAUAUGAUGGUUCUCGUAGGAGAGCCACAAAGAACCACAAAAGCAAAGCUGAGCUUCUAAAUUCAGAGGAAGGGGAGGGAGACCUGGGAGUAGGUUCACCGUUUGCUCGUGCCAGCUUGAAGAGCUCCAAGCUGGAGGGAUCGACUUUCAAGCGUCGGGAGCGGCGGUUUCGCUUCUUUAUCCGUCACGUUGUUAAGUCCCAGGGCUUCUACUGGACCGUGCUGUGUUUGGUGGGCCUCAACACGCUGUGUGUGGCUGUUGUGCACUACGACCAGCCUGAACCACUUUCAGAUUUUCUGUAUUAUGCCGAAUUCAUCUUCCUGGGAAUAUUCUUGACAGAGAUGUUUGUAAAACUGUACGGUCUGGGCAGACAGGCCUACCUCAAUUCCUCCUUCAACUGCUUCGACUGCAUUGUGAUAUGUGGUAGCAUAUUUGAAGUCCUUUGGUCCAUCAUCCAACCGGGCACAUCGUUUGGCAUCAGUGUGCUACGAGCUCUCAGGUUAUUGAGGAUCUUCAAAGUCACCAAGUACUGGGCGUCUUUGCGUAACCUCGUCGUGUCUCUGCUCAAUUCCAUGAAGUCCAUCAUCAGCUUGCUCUUCCUGCUCUUCCUCUUCAUAGUCGUCUUUGCGCUGCUGGGCAUGCAGCUCUUCGGAGGACAGUUUAAUUUUGAAAAUGGCACCCCUCCAACCAACUUCGAUACAUUUCCCGCAGCAAUAAUGACGGUGUUCCAGAUCCUGACCGGCGAGGACUGGAAUAUGGUGAUGUAUGAUGGCAUCAAAUCUCAGGGUGGAGUCAACAAGGGCAUGGCCUUCUCCGUCUUCUUCAUUGUACUCACGCUUUUUGGCAACUACACUCUGCUGAAUGUGUUCUUGGCCAUCGCUGUGGACAAUCUGGCCAACGCACAGGAACUGACCAAGGAUGAACAGGAAGAAGAGGAAGCUGCCAAUCAGAAGAUUGCCCUGCAGAAAGCCAAGGAAGUGGCUGAAGUUAGCCCACUAUCUGCUGCAAACCUCUCCAUUGCAGCCAACAAAGUACACAGUGAGUGUCACAACGCUUCUGACCCCUUUCUGGACUGCAAGGAGCAGCAGAAGAACCACAUUAAGGGAGUCAGCAAGUCAGUGUGGGAGCAGCGCACCAAGGAGCUGAGGAAGCAGACUCUGGCAUCCAGCCGCGAGGCCCUCUAUAACGAAUUGGACGCAGAUGACCGCUGGAAGGCAAGGACAGGGAGGGAGGAGCACAACAAUGUCAACUAUUCACGUCACAUCCGUCCAGACAUGAAGACCCAUCUUGAUCGACCCUUAGUGGUGGACCCCCAUGAAAAUCGUAAUAACAACACAAACAAGACAACUGGCAACAACUCAGACUUCUGUGUCAGCCAGCACCAUCCUGAGCACCAUGGCCAAGUGGGAGGGGAUGGUGGAGGAGGUUCAGGUCCACCCAGACCUCCCAUGGAGCGGGGAGAAUCCACGGAGAGUAGACGGAGCCGCAAAAGUGAGCAUCACCACAGCUCUCAUGUCCGUCUGGAUGCUACAGUGAUUCCUGGGCCGGGUUCAGAGGAGAGGCUACCCAGGCGCCAUCACCACACGCGGACUGGGAGUCGAGGAGGAGGGCAGUCCGAACACAGGAAGCCAAGGUCACAUCGAAAGAAUGCUGAAGAUGGUGAGGAAGGUGGGGGAGGAGCUGGAAAAUCUGGAAGACAUAAGAACAAAGGAGUGGAUGGGAGUGGGGAAGGAGGAGAGCAUGAGCGAGCAGGCAAUGGCGGUGAGAAGAGGUCAAGAAGAAGCCGGCGUGGAAGCCAAACAGAGGGCGAGGGGAAGCGGAUGUGCUCACACAGAAGGAAGGACUGCAGUGUGCCAAACCUAUCUACCACACGGCCCAUCCAAAAGAGUCUCUCAAGGCAGAAUAGCCAGUACAGUGAGGACAUGGACAACCUCAUGAACACCAAACUGGUGUCUGGUUCUACACCACCUAGCGAGGGUCGCCCCUAUCCAGUGGCCAGUCACACUGUCACCCCUGGAUUUGGAUCUGCCCUUCAUCUUGCUAACAGUGGCACUCGUGGAAGUUUGGUCACGUUAGAUAGUUAUGGGAAUGUCGGACAUCACCGUGCAAACAGUGUGAUCAGGCUGCCCCACCCUGAUUAUACUGCUGUGGACAUGCCCAUUUUUCCAUCCACCAAUGCCAUACUGCAAGUUAAUAAAAAUGCCAACACUGAACCUCUGCCACCUCCUACAAAUGAUGAUGAGGAAGGAGGGGAAGGAGGGCCUAGGCCCAUGCCUCCAUAUAGCUCCAUGUUCAUCUUCUCGACCACCAAUCCGUUUCGACGAGCAUGCCAUUACAUUUGCACCCUGCGUUAUUUUGAGAUGUGCAUCCUGCUGGUCAUUGCAAUGAGCAGUAUUGCCCUGGCAGCUGAAGACCCUGUUUCGCCCAAUUCCCCUCGAAACGAUGUUCUGCGCUAUUUUGACUACGUCUUUACAGGAGUUUUUACUUUUGAGAUGUUAGUAAAGAUGGUGGAUCUGGGGUUGGUCUUGCACCAGGGCUCUUAUUUCCGGGACUUGUGGAACAUCCUUGACUUUAUAGUGGUUAGUGGUGCUCUGGUGGCCUACGCCUACGCCUUAGCGGGGAACAGCAAGGGAAAAGACAUCAGCACCAUCAAGUCGCUGAGGGUACUGAGAGUGCUACGACCUCUAAAGACUAUUAAACGACUUCCCAAACUCAAGGCUGUGUUUGACUGUGUGGUGAACUCUCUAAAGAAUGUGCUCAACAUCCUGAUCGUCUAUUUACUCUUCAUGUUCAUCUUUGCUGUGGUUGCUGUGCAGCUCUUCAAGGGGCGUUUUUUUUACUGCACUGAUGAAUCCAAAGAAUUUGAGCGCGACUGCAGAGGCGAGUAUCUGGUGUACGAACGUGAUAACGAAGUGAGGGCGCAGAAGCGGGAGUGGAAGAAGUACGAUUUCCACUACGACAAUGUGGCUUGGGCCCUUCUCACCCUCUUCACUGUCUCUACUGGAGAGGGGUGGCCGCAGGUGCUGAAACACUCGGUCGAUGCGACUUACGAGAAUCAGGGCCCAAGUCCAGGAUACCGGAUGGAGAUGUCCAUCUUUUACGUGGUGUACUUCGUGGUCUUCCCCUUCUUCUUCGUCAACAUCUUCGUAGCUCUCAUUAUCAUCACCUUCCAGGAACAAGGCGACAAGAUGAUGGAAGAUUACAGUUUAGAAAAGAAUGAGAGAGCCUGUAUAGACUUUGCCAUCAACGCCAAGCCUCUGACACGCCACAUGCCACAAAACAAGCUAAGCUUUCAGUACCGUAUGUGGGAGUUUGUGGUGUCACCGCCAUUUGAAUAUACCAUCAUGGCGAUGAUCGCGCUCAACACAAUCGUGCUGAUGAUGAAGUAUUACGGAGCCUCCGACACCUAUGAAGCUGUGUUAGCCAACCUGAACAUAGUGUUUACUUCCCUCUUCUCCAUGGAGUGUGUACUCAAGAUCAUCGCCUUUGGAGCACUGAAUUAUUUCAAAGAUGCCUGGAAUAUUUUUGACUGUGUGACAGUUCUGGGCAGCAUUACAGACAUCCUCGUUACUGAGCUUGGGAAUAAUUUCAUCAACCUAAGUUUCCUAAGGCUGUUCAGAGCAGCUCGUCUCAUCAAGCUGCUGAGACAGGGAGAAACCAUUCGAAUCUUGCUCUGGACCUUCGUUCAGUCUUUCAAGGCACUGCCUUAUGUUUGCCUCCUCAUUGCCAUGCUGUUUUUCAUCUACGCCAUCAUUGGGAUGCAGCUGUUUGGGAAUAUUGCAACUGAAGAAAAUGGAGACAGUGCCAUCAACCAACAUAACAACUUCAAGACCUUUGUAGAGGCUCUUAUGCUUCUCUUUAGGAGUGCAACGGGUGAGGCAUGGCACGAGAUCAUGUUGGCGUGUCUUGGGGGUAAGGAAUGUGACCCCAAGUCAGGGAAUUCAGAUCCAGAUUGUGGCAGCCAGUUUGCCUACCUCUACUUUGUGUCGUUCAUCUUCUUCUGUUCAUUCUUGAUGCUGAAUCUGUUUGUAGCUGUUAUCAUGGACAACUUUGAGUACCUGACUAGAGAUUCAUCCAUACUAGGACCUCACCAUUUGGAUGAGUAUGUCAGGAUAUGGGCGGAGUAUGACCCUGCUGCCUGCGGGCGCAUACAUUAUAAGGACAUGUACAGUUUAUUACGAGUUAUCGACCCGCCUCUUGGCUUAGGCAAGAAAUGCCCCCAUAGGGUGGCCUGCAAGAGAUUGCUCCGUAUGGAUCUGCCCGUGGCCGACGACAACACGGUCCACUUCAACUCCACUCUCAUGGCCUUGAUCCGCACAGCGCUGGACAUAAAGAUUGCCAAGGGUGGUAUCGACAAACACCAGAUGGAUGCAGAGCUAAGGAAAGAGAUGAUGGCAAUCUGGCCCAACCUCUCCCAGAAGCAUCUGGAUUUGCUGGUGACACCACACAAGUCGACCGAUCUGACAGUGGGGAAAAUCUAUGCCGCCAUGAUGAUCAUGGAGUACUACCGGCAGAGCAAGAUCAAACGUUCCCAGGCUCUUCGUGAUGAGCAGAAUCGAACGCCAUUACUAUUUCAGCGCGUGGAGCCACCUACCCCCUCCCAGGAUGGGGGUCCGGGACUUAACAAUGCCCUGCCUCCUCCUGAGAUGACAGACACCACCAACAGCCUGCCAGUGGAGGGAGGUGUCCCGGAAAGCCAGUCGUGGGUGACGGCUCGCGCUCAGGAAAUGUCUCAGAAGGUUGGCAGCUGGAGCCCUGAGGGACACCCUGUGGAUGGCCUGGGAAGCAUGACCAACUCUCAGACGGUAGAGAUGAGAGAGAUGGGGCAGGAUGGUUACUCGGAUACUGAGCACUUUCCACCAAUGGAAGGCCACGGCAGGGCCGCUUCCAUGCCCCGCCUCCCAGGCGACAACCAACAGCGGAGGAAAGGGAAGCAACGUGGCAGUAACCUCAGUACCAUCAAUGACAGCAGUCCAAUGAAACGCUCCGCCUCCUCCCUGGGCCACAGCAGGUCUGGGCGUGGUCACAGAGACAAAGGAGGGGCAGACGACUACAACAUGGAGCAUGCAAUCCCAGAAGAGGGAAGAAGUUCCAGACACGGACACCGGCGAAAAGACCGGAGCCAUCGGGCAUCUGAGAGGUCCCUCUGUCGCUACACUGAGGCUGACACAGGCCUGGGCACAGACCUAAGCACAACCACUCAGUCUGGCGACCUCACGUCAAAAGACAAGGAUCGAGACAGGGAUCGCGGCCGUUCCAAAGACCGUAAGCACCACCACCAUCAUCACCAUCACCACGGCUCUGUGGACAAGGAGCGCUAUGUAGCAGAACGAGGAGGCGAGUACGUCCACAGGCACUCUCGCGACCGUGACCGGGAGCGAGAAAGGGACCGGCGCUGGUCGCGAUCUCCCAGCGAGGGUCGCGAUUGCGUGACACACAGACAGGGCAGUAGUUCAGUCAGCGGAAGCCCUGUCCCCUCAACCUCGGGGACCAGUACACCACGGCGGGGCCGUCGGCAGUUGCCUCAGACCCCGGCAACACCCCGGCCCCAUGUUACUUACUCCCCUGUAGUCCGUAAGGCUAUGCCCACACCUCCUGGGGUGGCACAAGGCAGACCCUCAGCCCCAGCUCCUGCCCCUCGCCGCUUUUCUCCAGAGCCUUCCCAAGGCCAGGGUCCUCCCCCUGCUGGCCUUCAGCUGGGCCACCAUGGCACACCACGUCAUCAGCCCCCACUGCGCUGGGGAGACACAGGUGGAGGAGGGGGCUCCAUAGAAGGGGAUGGAUGUUUCUACAACCAGGACUACCAGGACUACGAGCCCCAUCAUGAACCACCUGCCUAUGAGCCAAACCCCGUGCAGGGGGGCAACCCGCACCCUCAUGCCAACCACCCACUGCCACCUCCCUCACAACCACAGCAGCAUAACCCCCAUCCCCUACCUCCCCCACAGCCACACCCAGUCAACAACCCCCAUCCUCAGCCCAGCCGAACCUCGCCUAGAACUGUUCAUCACGCGCCUCCGCCAACAACGGCUCUGACAGGGCCUGUGCAGGGCCAAGUUCAGUCUGCUGCCCAGCGCCGGCUACCCAACGGCUACCGUUCUUCAUCACCUUCCACACAUGUCCACGGACCCCCACACACUGGGCCCCACAAGGUCCCUCCUCCGGCUGGGCAUCCAAGGGGUCCUCGCAAAGGCCUGCAUGAACCCUACAGUGAAACGGAGGAUGACGAUUGGUGCUAGCCUCUGGGGAAGGGGGUGGGACUUAACAAGGAAAAAAAAAUUUAAAUACCGAAAGAAGAUGAGCCAGAGCACUGACUGCCAAGGGAAAAAAAUAUAAACUUUUCUUUCUUGUCUGUUCGAUUUGUUUUUCCCUCUCCUCCACUGCUGUCUAAGUGACGGUGAGCUACAUGAAACAACCGGUGUCAUGGGAUGGAACAAGAAUGCAGAGACAGAAUCUGGAGAUCCAAAAGCGAUACGAGGAGGUAACGAAACACCUCCGCGUUCUGCUCGCGUCUUGUCGAUCAUUUCUUUUGAUGCCAAAUGAGACCAAACUGGAGGAGCGUCAGACACUAGUCUUUGUGUCUUAAAUUAUGCCUCUGGCCAUGAGCUAUAGCCACUUACAAGAUGUCAAGAGUUGCGACUCGACAAAAGACACUUUACAGUCAGAGACAAAAAUGAGCGACCUCUUUUUUGUUGUUGUUGUUGUUUGUUUGUUUUCUUUGCUUCUCUGAGCUAACUUCUGUUAAGUUAGCUGCAAAAAGAUUUCAAACCAACCCUCCCAGCCACCAGUUGAAUAUUGAUGAGUUUUAUCAUCUGUGUUUUUAAAUACAAAAUAAACCUGACACGGAGCCCUCCACCUGUAAGAGGUGAGGGAGGCUAAGUGGGUGGGAGAGUUGGGGAGUGUUGCACAGGGGUCGACGAGUCCCUCCGUGGACACCUGGAGGAGAGGAUGGGUGCGUCUGGGGAUGUUUACCCCAGUUACUGGAGAGAUUGCACUCCUCCCAGAAACAAUUUAACCAACCUCAACCUAUGACCUAUGAGAGGAAAAAAAAUAGUGGAGGAUGGGUUUCAGAAACAGAGAAACAAACUGUUUUCUGCAGUAUUUCUUCUACUCCUGGAGCUGCUUCUUCUUCCUCCUUCUCUUCUACUUCUUCAAAACAUUGAAGCUUGAAUCUUCUGUUGCACCCCCACACAGCUUCGUUUUUUGUAGACUUGCAGAGUUGUACACUCUAUGGAAUCCUGCAUGAAUGAUACAAAAGAAUACUAAUAAUAGCAACACUGAGAAUCUACUGUCUGCAGAGGGAAAAUGUUCUUCAGUCCUGUUUUUUUGUUAUGGUCUGCAGGGUUUCUCUCUCUUUUUUUUUAUUUAUGAUUAAAAGUGCUUUCUGUUUUUCUCUCUCUCUCCUCUGAAUGACAUUCCUCUCUCUGUACCUUCACAUACGCUAAAAACACCAGUGGCCCAAAAGUUACAUGGAGAUUGGAUAGUUACUGUAUGUAUAUCUAGAGGGAACAAAAUAUCUCUUCUGCUUGCUGGUCUACUGUCUAUUCCGUGCCAAAUGCCUGCCAUUGAUACAGCUGGAAUUGUACUUAUUUUUGUGGAAGUUACCUUUUUUUGUAAUUAACCCUAAAAAAUGGUUUAAUGGGACGCAGGGUAUAAACAUGGAUACGGUGAAUUAUGUCUGACAAAUCAGUAACAUCUCAAAAGUCUUCCAGGGUGUGGGGUUAACACAGAGGCAGCAGAAAGAGACCAAUAGAAAUGUGCAGAAAGGAGAGAAACUCUUCAUCGUUGUUUUCUUUGUUGCUGAACAUAUUAAGGGAUAAACUUAUACCAUUGUUUGUAAAGAUCAUGAUGAGCGUGAGAAUGAGGCGAGUUCUCCAUAUUUGGUCUUAUAUUUUCUUCUAUGUGUUUGUUUUUUAUUUGAUCUUUGAAGAUUUGAAAAUAAUCCUUUUUCCAACCCUUGGGUGGCGCUGGAACACACCACUACACUGUGGGAGAAUGAGUUAUCAGGAGGACAGAGCUGUCCUCUUACUCUGAGUCUUCUUCAAAGUUAAUAACUAUUUGAAAUUUGUACAUCAAAAUGCAUUGAAUUGCAGGUCUUACAAUCCACUUGCCAUCGCCUUUGACCUACAGAUGGCGCUGUGUGACAAAUAGUGUCCCGGUCUAUUCACUUCUGACUCAAAGUUAUACAGUGAGUGCACCAAAAAUGCAGUUUAGCUCAUUCUCUCGCUAGUAGACCGCCUUAUCUGUGUAAAAACGCAGGUGUGUGAGUCGUAUUGUAGCAGACGGGCUGGAGAAAGGAUGCCUGGGCCUCGCUGUAGUCCUAAAAAUCACCUGCGUUCUGUGCGUAUCACUCUUGUAUAAGUUUCAGUUCUCUCUGUGUGCCUCAAACUAACACUUGUCACUAACGCACACCACCGUCAGACCCAACAUUACUGUUAUUUUUUAUUUUAAGUUCCUUUUUUUUCUCAUUCUUUUACUUGACCCACAUCUUACCUGGAGGCCUAUCACAUGUUGACCAGAGAAUGCAUUGAAAAAAAAAAUAGAAAACACUGCCUAUUAGUGUCUUUCCAACCUCAGUGGAAUGUCACAAAAAAUAUUUCUCACAUCACUACAUGUAAAAUUAGAAAGCACACUAAGGUAUGUAGCUCCUGGUUGUGGUGUGUGUCUGUGGGUUUUUGCGUGUAUGUAUGCACACGGGUGGGUGUGUUUCAAAUAAAAUUACGUUUUGUUUUUCUGAAUGCUUUUUUAAAAAUUCUCCAGAACUCUUCUGAAAUCUUAAGACAUUCAAGUCAAAUCAUUGUAACGACCUUCAGCUCUGUGGUUGUGCGUGUGCGUGCGUGUGUGUGUGUGUGUGUGUGUGAUGUCAGUAAAGCCCCUCCCACCUGCCCCCACCUCUGAAUGGAACGUGCAAAGCCCCAAAAUGUUCACCUUCCAUCUUUGUGUAUAUGCUGCAGUAAAAUCCACUAACACGCUGAUUAACCACACAAAGUCUUCAAAAAGCAAUGUAAAGUCGCUACUGGGAGAAAAAAUAAAUAAAUAAAAAAAUGUUUUUUGUUUUUUUUUUUCUUUUUGUUCGUUUUUCAAGUAUAAAAGAUUUUAAAAAAGGAAAAAAUAUCUAGUUCCAGAAAUGCAUGUGCUAUGUGCAUGCCACACCGUGGGUUAAAAAGUCAUCUUCAGGACAUAAAAGAAAAAGCAGAUUAAUUAAUUCAGAGGAAUUUAAAAAAAAGAAAAAAGUGAUAUAUAAAUAGAUAGAUGUUUUUAAAAAGCAAUGUUUCCUUUUUUCCUUCUAUUUUUGAAAACAAAAAAUGUUUUAAAAACUUAAAAAAAAUCUAAAGAGUAAAACCACAAAAAAGAGACUUUGGUGAGAGUCAAAGUCCUGUUUGUUUUUCUUCUGUUACAUGGGGUUGAGGCACAGCACAACCAUGUUCAGGACACCAUGUGAAAAAAAAAAGAAAGAACUGUUUUUAAUUUAACAGAAAAAAUAAAAAUAUAAAGAAAGAAAAGAAAGUACAGUUCAGACGAUGGUGUAUUCUUCCUUAUACUUUUGUGUUGGGGGAGGGUCAAGGGAUGGAGGAGCUCGCCAAAACUGUUGAUGUACUUGUUAAAAACUGGCUGAUGGUCCUUUGAUCUCUCACUCACUCUCUAUUUUCUCUCUCUCUCUCGCUCUCUCUCUCUUUCUCUACCCUGUCUCUCUCACGCUCUUACCUGUCACACUCUCAGCCAGUCUCACCGCUAUUUCUACCAGUGCAUUUUGUAAUUCCAAACAGAAACUCUUCCUAAAGAAUAAAAUCCAGAGAGAAUGCA